Setaria italica (foxtail millet) is the source of this 636-nucleotide messenger RNA. RefSeq lists its product as uncharacterized. The record is from RefSeq and is a predicted model, not a curated record. The transcript has 4 exons. NCBI's taxonomy places the organism in Eukaryota, Viridiplantae, Streptophyta, Magnoliopsida, Poales, Poaceae. Bases 97 to 405 code for a protein of 102 amino acids.
CCCAUCUACGCUCUGAAAAAAAAGGAAUCCCUCGAAGACCUCCUCCUCCGACCGAAUCCGAGGGCACGCGAGGGGUUCAGGCGACCGACGGCGAGCAUGGCGGCGGACGACGGCCGGGCGACGGCGGCGCUGGACGAGACCCUCAAGCCCUUCCAGGAAAGAGCUUCCGAGGCUGAGUUACGCAUAGCAAAGCUGGAAGCCUUGCUGUACAACCAAGCUGGUCCGAACAGUGGAUCUGAGGCAAGUUCUUCUGCAAUGAAACAUCUUCAGUCAAAACUAGACGCGGUUAGUGCAGAGUGCCUGACUGAAAAAGAGAAGAACAAGAAGCUAAUCAUUGAGAACGAGAAGCUCCAGUACCGCAUCACCCAUCUUAUCCGUGCAAUAAAAGAGGCAGAAUCUAGAUAGAAGAAGCCCGAAGGCUGAUUUAAAAGCCUGAUAUUGAACUAUUGAAAUAUCCUAUCUUGUUGAGCUCAAAAUAUUGUUGUGAUCUUGAUAUAGAUCUUGGUGAAAACCGUAUGGAACUAUUGAUCAGAACGCUAUGUACACGAUAGUCUGUUUUCACCUGACCCCAUUUUGGAAGACAGGCGUUGAACAGUGGAAUACAUUUUGUUAUCUGAAUUGACGGUUCAUAUGUUA